Molecule: messenger RNA, 3048 nt
Organism: Linum trigynum
Lineage: Eukaryota; Viridiplantae; Streptophyta; Magnoliopsida; Malpighiales; Linaceae
Source: the annotation of a GenBank genome assembly
AUGGCUGAUUCUCAGAGAGUUGGUCUUGGUGAGAGAGACAUCGACCAGGCCAUUACAACACUUAAAAAAGGGUCCUAUUUGCUCAAAUAUGGUCGUAGGGGAAAGCCAAAGUUUUGCCCAUUUCAACUUUCAAGUGAUGAGUCUACAUUGAUAUGGUACUCUGGGAAAGAUGAGAAGCAACUCAAGCUUUGUCAAGUUACAAAGAUCAUUCCCGGACAGCGAACGGCAAUAUUUCAUCGCUAUCCUCGACCGGAGAAGGAGUAUCAAUCAUUUUCUCUUAUAUAUGGUGAUAGGUCUUUGGAUUUGAUAUGUAAAGACAAGGACGAAGCUGAUGUUUGGUUUGUUGGUCUGAAGGCGCUAAUUACUCAUGGUAAUUACAACCGAAAAUGGAGGAUUGACACAAGAACCGAGAGUACACCAUCAGAGAGCCCAUAUUCUCGUACACGACGAAGUUCUCCUUCUGUUACACCAUUUGACCUAGAGGCUAUAGAUGGUCGAGAUUCCGCCUCAGACUUGGAUAGUAAUGCACCAAACAGAUUGGGAAAGGCAUUCUCAGACAUUGUAACAUAUACUGCUUCAAUUAACCAUCAAAAUCUAGCAGAUUCUACUGCAAGUACAGUUAGCUCAUUAACUAUUGGAUCCGCGGACAAUAUUCCAAGUGGUCGUAGUUCUACUAAUGAGACAUUUAGAGUCAGUUUAUCAAGUGCUGUAAGCUCGUCCAGCCAGGGUUCGUGUCAAGAUGACUUUGAUGCUUUAGGUGAUGUCUUUAUCUGGGGAGAAGGAAGUGUUGAUGGAGCACUUGGUUGUGGCGUCCAUAGAGUUGGAAAUCCAUAUAUUCCAAAAUCUUAUGCUCUUCUGCCCAAGGCAUUAGAGUCAACUGUUGUUCUUGAUGUUUACAGAAUAGCUUGUGGUAGCAACCAUGCUGCAUUGGUCACAAGACAUGGAGAGAUCUUCAGCUGGGGCCAAGGUUUAGGUGGUAGGCUCGGGCAUGGUAAAGAAGUAGAUGUUCCUUUACCCACACUAAUUGAUGGUUUGAGCGGUAUGAAUGUAGAUGUAAUAGCAUGUGGAGAGUACCACACAUGUGCUGUAACACUUUCUGGGGAUCUUUAUACCUGGGGCGAUGGAACUCACAACUAUGGUCUCCUUGGACAUGGAAGUGAGGUAAGUCACUGGGUCCCAAAAAGGGUUUCUGGUAACAUUGAGGCAACAUAUGUUUCCUCUGUUUCAUGUGGAUCUUGGCAUACAGCUGCAGUGACAAGCAGUGGGCAACUGUUUACAUUUGGAGAUGGAACUUUUGGAACACUAGGUCAUGGUGAUCGUAUUAGCACAAGUGUACCUCGGGAAGUGGAAUCAUUGAGAGGGAUGAGGGUGAAAAAGGUUGCUUGUGGCUUGUGGCACACUGCUGUAGUUGCUGAGGAAGUGAUUACUGAUCCCUUGAGUGGAGAAGUUUCAGCUGGUCCUUCAUCUGGGAAACUUUUCACAUGGGGUAAUGGAGAUGAGGGCUGCCUUGGACAUGGUGAUGAAAAUCCUAGACUAAUCCCUGAGCAAGUAGUCACUUUAGUUGAUGAAAAUGUCUGCCAAGUAGCUUGUGGGCAUAACCUUACAGUGGUACUGACGAUACUAGGGCAAGUAUAUACAAUGGGGAGCUCUACUUAUGGUCAGCUUGGAUGUCCCAAGGCAAAUGGGAAAUUGCCAAACCUUGUUAAAGGUAAACUAUCAGAUUGCAUUAUAGAAGAGGUUAGUUGUGGUUCAUAUCAUGUUGCAGCUUUGACCUCUAAAGCAGAGGUAUAUACUUGGGGAAAAGGAGCAAAUGGGCAGUUAGGCCACGGUGACAAAGAAAGUAGAAAUACACCUAAAUUAGUUGAUUUCUUAAAGGAUAAGCAAGUCAAAACUGUGGUAUGUGGUUCCAAUUUUACAGCUAUUAUAUGUCUUCAUAAAUGGGUGGGCAGCGCUGAUCACUCAUUAUGCACGGGUUGUCGAAAUCAAUUCGGCUUUAGAAGAAAACGUCAUAACUGCUACAAUUGUGGGCUAGUGUUUUGCAAAGCAUGCAGCACUAGAAAGUCUCUAAAAGCUUCUUUGGCUCCAAGUACUAAUAAGCCAUAUCGAGUUUGUGAUGAUUGUUAUUAUAAACUGAAGAAGGUGUUGGAGUCUAAUCAUCAAUCUUCACACACUCCCAAGGCUCGAACUGGAAACAAUCCUGAUAAAAGUAUCGAUAUGAUGGAGAAAGAGACAGUAAUCCCCAGAUUGUUGUCACAAUACUCCAAACUCUCAACUAUUGACGCCAUUCAUGGGAGCAAAACAUGGCAGUCGAAACAUAGUAGUAAGAAAAGGUUGUGUAAUAGUUGUGUAUUUCCUGCUAUAACUGCCAACUUACAGUCAUUGGAAUUAAGUCAUUUUAAAGUACCUACAAUUGCACAAGGUUCCUUGAAGAAGCCCUUACAAAAGAACUUACCAUCUUCCAGUGUUUGUUUGAGAACUCCUAUUAUUAUAGAUGACACAAGAAAUAUGAAUGUCACUUAUUCUGAAGAAAUCCAAAGCUUAAGGGAACAGGUAGAACAUCUCACUUUAAAAAUCCAUCGUCUUGAAGCUGAGGUUGAAACAAAAGCAAAUCAGCUAAAACAAGUUACUUCACUGGCUGCUGAUGAAGCUGAAAAGUGCAAAUCAGCAAAGGAAGUCAUCAAGUCCCUGACCACUCAGUUGAAAGAGAUGGUUGAAAGAGCCUCCGAGGGAGAGGGCCUAGAUGGCACCAAACAUGAGUCUAAUGCCAGCCAUUCAACAAAUGAACUAUCUCGUGAAAUCGAACCCAAUGGAAACUCAAUAGAUAACCAUAUGCUGACAUAUGGACCCAAGUGCCAAAAUGAGAAACCACAACAUGUGAUACAGGCUGAACCAGGGGUGUUCAUCACUUUGUCAUCCUUGCCUGGUGGCGCCAAUGAACUCAAACGAGUUCGUUUCAGUCGCAAAUAUUUCUCGGAAGAAGAAGCUGAAAGAUGGUGGACGGAGAAAGGGACCAAGGUAUGUGAGCGUUACAACAUUCAUAUAGAGUGA